CCUUUAAGGAGCGCACUUCCGGCGCUAGACAUUCAGUCCAAGAUGGCGGACCUUUUGGGCUCGAUCUUGAGCUCCAUGGAAAAACCUCCCACCGUCGGCGACCAGGAAAGCCGACGGAAAGCUCGAGAGCAGGCAGCCCGAAUGAAGAAGAUGCAGGAGGAUGAGAAAAGGAAGAAAGCUGAGUUCAGAAAACGGAUGGAGAAGGAGGUGUCUGACUUCAUCCAGGACAGUGGUUUGCAGAAGAAGAAGUACAGCCCCAUGGGGAAGAUCGAGAGGAGCAUCCUACAUGAUGUGGCUGAAGUGGCUGGACUGACAUCGUUCUCAUUCGGUGAAGAUGAAGAGAGCCGAUACGUCAUGAUCUUCAAGAAGGAGUUUGCUCCUUCAGAUGAGGAGCUGGAGGCUUACCGUAAGGGGGAGGAGUGGGACCCACAGAAAGCAGAGGAGCGUCGUCGGCUAAAGGAGCAAGCUGUGCUGGAGGAACAGGAGGCCAGUCAGACGCAGGCGCGCGCAUCCUCUCCUAGCUCUAACUACCGGGACAAGUACAGCCAUCUGAUCGGCACCUCGGCAGCCAAAGAUGCUGCUCACACAUUGCAGGCCAACAGGGCGUACGGCUGUGUGCCCGUUGCCAACAAGAGGGACACGCGCUCCAUCGAGGAGGCCAUGAACGAGAUCCGUGCUAAGAAACGGCAGAAGAGAGAGGAGGAGGAGCACGGAGCAGGAGGCAGCAGUAGCUCCUGAGGGAUAGAUUCGCUGAGUGUGUAUGCACGUGUGUAUGUCUGUGUAGGACAGUGAAAGAAGCUGAGUGGGGGCAGCAGGGAGGUGCUUUUAGUGUUUUAAUCCCUUUACUCUGUCAGCCUGGCUGGUCUGUAUAGACAUUGUACACUAUAUACAAGAGCUGUGAAGUAACAGUGCAAAUAGCGUAACCCAAUGCCACUGUACUGUGUUAAAUUCAGACUUCUACCUGUGUCUUCCACUUUUAAGUUCCAAGCUUUCUGUUCAUGACAUCAGCCAAGGGACAUUUUCCUGUUUUAGAAUAUAACUUGAAGGAAAAUUAGCAUCUAAUGCCCCCCAGGGCUGGUGGGAAUAAAAGUGAAAAGUGUUACUUGUCUAAGGUUAAAAUGCAGUAAUGUCAAGUGUUUUUCUUAAAGCAGUUUUUAACCUGGGAUGCAGCAAAGACAGGAAAACCCCUGUACUUUUCCACCCCUCUUAAUGUUGACAAACCUGAGUUGUUCUUGCAGGUUUUAGUGCCACCUUGUGGCACCUGACAGUGUGCACUGGUUACAGGGGAGGGUUCUGCUCAAAGGUAACUAAACCAGGUGAUCUGUGACUUUUUCAGUAUGUACUUGUGUGUUAAGCUUUGUGGUCAUAUUACAUAUAAACUGCAGUUCAUAGAUAUCAGUUUAAACAAAUGAAACAUUCUGCUUAUGUUUCCAGCAAAAUCUGAUUGUACUUAUUUGUAUGAUGUCAUGUCCAUACUAUUUUGCCAUCUAACUGAUAUGAACUCUAGGAAAGUUUCAUUAAACAGUACAAGAAUAGCACACCAAUGAUAGUAUAAGGGACUAUACAAAGUAGUCAAAAGACGUUAAACACUUGAAUUCACAUGACACUGACAGGCCAACAGUAUCACCAGUUGCAGAGUGCUUUGUGUUUUAAAUGGAAAACAUCAAGAUAAACUUUGUUGCACUGUGUUUAAAUUAAUGUAUUUUACAGUCAAGAUACUUAAUCUGAAUGCUAGAAAGUGUGUAAUGCUAUCAAGUUAGUACUGUAUUCUAUGUUUUUUUUGUGAGACGGAGUAAUUUAUCAGCUGUUUUGCCUCUGUGAUGUUAAAGAUGGUCAAUAAAAUAUCUUUUAUGUU
Scleropages formosus (Asian bonytongue) is the source of this 1855-nucleotide messenger RNA. It is a transcript of the gene spag7, whose product is annotated as sperm associated antigen 7. Gene Ontology annotation, molecular function: nucleic acid binding. Bases 43 to 738 code for a protein of 231 amino acids. The transcript has 7 exons. The record is from RefSeq and is a predicted model, not a curated record. NCBI's taxonomy places the organism in Eukaryota, Metazoa, Chordata, Actinopteri, Osteoglossiformes, Osteoglossidae.